CAAAAUCUUUAACAUUUCGGAUUAAGCUCAAUAUAUCAAAAUGAUGAAAUCAAUAGUGUUAUUGAUGAUUUUUGGAAAUGUGGCUUUUGGUCAAUUUGGUGGAUUUGGCGGAGGUGGACGCGGUGGUGGUGGUUUACCAUUUGGCAAUAUAGCUAAUGUUGCACAACAACCAUUUAAUUAUUUAAGAAAUUUUGUUCCAAAUAAUUUUGAUAAAUUCACAGGCAUUAAUGUUAAAACUUUUGCUGAUUUUGUUGCUCAAACUGGAAAAAAAUAUGCUACAGAAGCUGAAAAAACACUUCGUGAAGGAAUAUUUAAACAAUCUUUAGAAAAAAUUGAUAAACAUAAUGCUGAUUUUACAAGUGGAAAGAGCUCAUAUGAAUUAGGUAUUAAUCCAUUCGGUGAUCUAAAAUUAAAUGAAUUUGUUAGUGGAAUGACUGGACGCAGAAAGCAUACAGAGAGAGGCUCAGCAACCACCCAUAAAAAUCAAGCUGGACCACCAGCCACAGUAGCAGUACCAGAUUGUUUUGAUUGGCGUGAAAAAGGUGGUGUAACUGAAGUUAAAUUCCAAGGUCUUGAAUGUGGAGCUUGUUGGUCAUUUGCUGUUACUGGAGCAAUUGAAGGACAUUGGUUCGCUAAAAAUGGUGAAUUAGUUUCAUUAUCAGAACAAAAUUUAAUUGAUUGUGCUGUCGAAGAUCCAUACGGUAAUACAGGCUGUGAUGGUGGUUUCCAAGAUUAUGGUUUUGAUUAUGUAUUGGAUAAUAGAGGUAUCGCUGCUGAAACCAAAUACCCAUAUGUAGAAGAAACUGGAAAACAAUGCUUAUAUAAUGAAACAAUUAAAGCAGCUUCGAUUACUGGUUAUUCAAUGAUUGAACCUGGUAAUGAAGAAAAAAUGAAACAAAUUAUAGCAACUAAAGGUCCUUUAGCUUGUUCAGUUAAUGCCGGUGAAGAUAGUUUCCAAUUAUAUAAAUCUGGAAUUUAUGAGGAUCAAAAAUGUAAUGAAGGUGAAGUAAAUCACUCAAUUUUGGUUGUCGGUUAUGGUACCGAAAAUGGAAGAGAUUAUUGGAUAAUUAAAAAUUCAUGGACCAAUAAAUGGGGAGAAGGUGGUUUUAUGAAAUUACCAAGAAAUGCAAAUAGUUUUUGCGGCAUAGCUUCCGAAUGUAGUUUCCCAAUCGUUUAAUACUAUUACGUUGUAUGCAAGUUGACUUUUUUUUACUUUAUAAGUUCUUAAAAUAAUAUUGUUUAUUAUUAAAAUAAGAAUAUAAAUUAUGUUAUAAAAAAUUAUUUUUUGAAAAUAAUUUAGUUUUUGGAUGGUUUUUAAAAAUCUAAUCCGAAAUUCAUUCUCAAUUUUAAUAAACAACAUUUUACCUUGAA
Molecule: messenger RNA, 1371 nt
Organism: Condylostylus longicornis
Lineage: Eukaryota; Metazoa; Arthropoda; Insecta; Diptera; Dolichopodidae
Product: procathepsin L-like
Exons: 5
Coding region: 41-1177 (378 amino acids)
Cellular component (GO): lysosome
Molecular function (GO): cysteine-type endopeptidase activity
Source: RefSeq, a predicted model, not a curated record